Molecule: messenger RNA, 4724 nt
Organism: Solanum dulcamara
Lineage: Eukaryota; Viridiplantae; Streptophyta; Magnoliopsida; Solanales; Solanaceae
Product: TMV resistance protein N-like
Exons: 7
Coding region: 118-3600 (1160 amino acids)
Biological process (GO): signal transduction; defense response
Molecular function (GO): ADP binding; protein binding
Source: RefSeq, a predicted model, not a curated record
AACUUUUUCCUAUUUGUUGUCCUGUAUAUAAUAACUUGGACCCAAACAUCAUCAAUUCUAUCUAUUCACACAAUUCUUAAUCUUUUUUUCUCAAAUUUCAACAAAUAAACCAAAUCCAUGGCAUCAUCUUCUUCUUUUACGAGUGAUUCACAGUACUGUCCUCGAUGGAAGUACGAUGUCUUUCUAAGUUUUAGAGGUGAAGACACUCGGAGAACAUUUAUGGGUCACUUGUAUGAAGGUUUGAAAAACAGAGGAAUAUUCACCUUUCAAGAUGAUAAAAUGCUAGAGCAAGGCGAUUCCAUCUCAGAAGAACUCUUGAAAGCUAUCGAAGAGUCUCAAGUUGCACUAGUCGUUUUCUCAAGGAAUUAUGCUACAUCAAGGUGGUGCUUGAAUGAACUAGUGAAGAUCAUGGAAUGCAAGGAGGAAGAAAAUAGACAAACAGUCAUACCGAUCUUCUAUGAUGUGGAUUCAUCACAUGUUCGAUACCAAAGUGAGAGCUUCGCAGUAGCAUUUGCCAAACAUGAAUCGAGGUAUAAGGAUGAUGUUGAAGGGAUGCGGAAGGUGCAAGGAUGGAGAAAGGCCCUAACUGCUGCUGCAGAUCUAAAAGGAUAUGAUAUUCGUGACGGGAUUGAAUCAGAGAAAAUUCAACAGAUCGUCGAUCACAUCUCUUCUAAAUUUUGCAAGAGUGCUCAUUCUGUAUCUUUUUUGCAAGAUGUUGUGGGAAUAAGUGCUCAUUUAGAGAAACUAAAAUCCAAACUUCAAAUAGAGAUCAAUGAUGUUCGGAUUUUAGGGAUCUGGGGAAUAGGCGGGGUCGGUAAAACGACAAUAGCAAAAGCCAUCUUUGAUAGACUAUCUUAUCAAUUUAAAGCUGCUUGUUUUCUUGCUGAUAUUAAAGAAAAUGCUAAAAAGAAUCAACUGCAUUCUUUACAAAAUACCCUUCUCUCUGAACUUUUAAGAAAAAAAGAUGAUUACGUCAAUAAUAAGUAUAAUGGAAAGUGCGUGAUUCCGAGCAGACUUUGUUCUAUGAAGGUGCUGAUUGUGCUUGAUGACAUAGAUCAUGGUGAUCAUUUGGAGUACUUAGCAGGUGAUCUUUGUUGGUUUGGUAACGGAAGUAGAGUUAUUGUAACAACUAGAAAUAGACAUUUGAUUGAGAAGGAUGAUGCAAUAUACGAAGUGCCUAUACUACCUGAUCAUGAAGCUAUUCAAUUGUUCAAUCAGCAUGCUUUCAAAAAAGAAAUUCCAGAUGAGCGUUUUAAGAAGUUCUCGUUGGAGGUAGUAAAUCACGCCAAAGGUCUUCCUUUAGCCCUCAAGGUUUGGGGUUCUUUGUUUCAUAAGAAAGGCCUAACUCAGUGGAGAAGAACUGUAGAUCAAAUAAAGAAAAACUCUAAUUCAGAAAUUGUUGAAAAACUCAAAAUAAGUUAUGAUGGGUUGGAGGCCGAAGAGCAAAACAUAUUUCUAGAUAUCGCGUGCUUCUUCCGCGGAGAUGAAAGAAAAAAAGUCAUGCAAAUCCUUGAGAGCUGUGAUUUUGGAGCUGAAUACGGAUUGGAUGUCUUAAUUGACAAAUCUCUUGUGUUCAUCUCUAAAAAUGAUAGAAUUGAAAUGCAUGACUUAAUACAAGAUAUGGGUAAAUACAUAGUGAAAAUGCAAAAAGAUUCCGGAAAGCCUAGCAGAAUAUGGGACGUUGAAGAUUUCAAAGAUGUGAUGAUGGACAAUACGGGGACCAUGGCAAUGGAAGUAAUCUGGUUUACUCCUGUUGAAAGACUAUUCUUUAACAAAUAUGACGUAAUGAAAAAUAUGCAAAGGCUUCGGAUAUUAUGCAUAUGUUAUAUGAUCAAUUUUUCUAUGAUACCCAAUAGUCAUGAUGGUUCCAUUGUCAUUCCCAACAACUUGUGUUGGUUUGUCUGGCGUGGUUAUCCUUGCAAGUUAUUGCCAGAAAGUUUUAAUCUCAGAAGGCUUGUUCAUCUUGAUCUCCCAUGGAGUUCGUUGCAUCAAUUAUGGAAUGAAACAAAGCAGCUGCCGUCACUACGGAGGCUAUAUCUAUGUGGCUCAAGAAGGCUGAAGAGGACACCCGAUUUCACGGGGAUGCCAAAUUUGGAGCAUUUGAAUCUAGCGUAUUGUAUUAGUCUUGAAGAGGUUCACCAUUCCCUGGGAUGUUCCAGAAAACUCAUUGAGUUAAAUUUGCAUCUUUGUGAUAGACUCGAGAGGUUUCCAUAUGUUAAUGCAGAAUCUCUUCAAUAUCUAAAUCUAGUGGGUUGCUCUAGGUUAGAGAAAUUUCCAGAAUUCGUCGGAAUAAUGAAGCCGGAUUUAAAGAUUAACAUGUCAUCGUCUGGGAUAAGGGAACUGCCAUUACCUAUCACUCGUAAGCGACCAAGGAUGUCAUCGUCUCGGAAAAUGAAACCGCCAUUACCUAUCAUUCGUGCGCGACCUUACAUGUUAUCGUCUGGGAUAACGGAACUGCCAUUACCUAUCAUUCCUGCGCGAGCUCAUUCUGCAAAGCUAGAUUUGAGUUAUAUGAAAAACCUUGUAGCUCUUCAAAUCAGCAUUUGUAAGUUAAAAGGUUUGGUGAAGCUACAUGUAUCGCGCUGCUCAAAAUUUAAAAGCUUGCCGGAAGAGAUAGGCGAUUUAGAAAAGUUGGAGCUUGAUGCCAGCUAUACUCUAAUCUCACGACCUCCAUCUUCCAUCGUCCGCUUGAACAAGCUUAAAUUGUUGACUUUUGAAAAAGAAAAAGCAGAAGAUAGAGCGUUCUUUGUGUUCCCUCAGGUGAAUGAAGGGUUACAUUCGUUGGAAGAUCUGGAUCUCAGUUACUGCAAUUUAAUAUAUGGAGGACUUCCAGAAGACAUUGGAUCCUUAUCCUCUUUGAAGUGGUUGAAUCGCGGGGGAAAUAAUUGUGAGCAUUUGCCUCGAAGCAUAGCCCAGCUUGGUGCUCUUCGAUCCUUGGACUUAUUUGAUUGCAAGAGGCUUACACAGCUGUUAGAAUUUCCACAACAAUUAGACACAAUACAUGCAGAAUGGAGGAAUUCGAUCUGUAAUUCGUUGCUUCAGAAUAUCUCAUCAUUGCAGCGUGACAUCUCCUUUUCAGAUUCCCUUUUACUAAGAGUGUUUACGAGUGACAGGGUGGAUAUCCCUGAUUGGUUCCACGAUUGGGAAAUAGGUACAAGUACUGUAUUAGUCGAAUUGCCUGAGAAUUGGUAUUUGUCGGAUAACUUCUUGGGAUUUGCUGUAUGUUACACUGGCCAAUUAAGUGAUAUGAUCACAGCUCAUUUGAUUCCCUUAUGUGAUGAUGAGAUGUCGUCAAUGACCCAACAGUUUUCCUUAUCCAACCAUUCUAAAUAUACUUGUCGUACUGUUUUUUCCUUGGUACCUCUUGCUGGCUUAUGGGAUGCAUCUAAUGCAAAUGGAAAAACACCAAAUGACUAUAGGCGCAGUAGGUUAUUUUCCACUGGAGAAAUGAAGAAGUUUGGAGUUCGUUUGAUGUAUAAAGAUAAACAUCAUGAAGAGGCCAGUUGCUCCUCUUCUAUGCCCAGGAUUGAGAUUAAAUAUAGGAUGGGUGGGAAGAUGCUUACUUUGGGGACACAAAUUGCAGAUGAAUGGCAGGAUUAAUUUGCGAAAACAGGUGGAUGAAAGAAGCCUCGGAAUCCAAUGAGGAGAAGAUCAAAAACACAAAAUGAAGAAAACGUUGAUUUGAAGAUUCCCGUUCGUGAUCCCAGCCCUGGGAUCACUUCACUCCAACGCUUCGUCAGUCUUCUUGCAUCUUUCCAGCUUUUCAAAUGGACUAAGCGCCAAGCCUACUUGUGAAGAGAAGAGUCGUCGGCCUAUUGUAGUGGUCCAGGAGUAGGAGCUCGAAUGGAACAAUACCAAACAUGGAAUGAAGUAGAAUCCCAUCAAAGACAUGAUGAACACCUAUUUGUUCCUAUUAACAAAACAUCCCCUUUUUCUUCGCUCUUCCGGAACUAUCUUUGGGCAAUAUAUAGUUCUAUUUUCCUCUAUAAUCUAUAAUUAUAGUAUUAAUUAUCUAAUAAAAUUAUUUGCUUUGUUAACUAAUUUUUUUCAUUUUUUUGGUUAGUGAGGCUAAUUUUUGUGUCUCUAGGCCAGGGUAUUUUCAAAUGUGAAAUCAAGAGAAGGAAUCCACAUGUGUUCAUACUGCUCAAUGAAAUAUUUGUGUAGCCUUCCGUAGUCUUGUGGAUCAGCCUUUGGCGGCUAUAUAUAUAUAUAUAUAUAUAUAUAUAUUGUAUAUGGAGAUCUUUUCUUUCUUUUGUUUGUUCCAUUAUGAUGUCAAAUUGUAAAAGAAGACACGUAAACAUUGCGGAUGAAUGGCAAGAUAACUGCCAAAACAGGUGGAUGAAAGAAGUCUAGGAAUCUAAUGUAGCUCCAAUGCUCGAGCUGUUCUACUGAACAAGCGUAGUCUCCGUUGAUAUCUACGGUAAAAUGUUACAUGGUGGAUAUCAACGGAGACUAAGUACUGAAAAUGGUCAAUCUAGCAUGCGGAGUAAGUAUCACAUUCUUUUUCUAUUUUAGUAAGUGCAAGAAAGACAUGUAAUUAAUCAUCUCUGAAAAUAAUGUAAUGUAAGCAAAGAAUCACUGCUAGAAAAUGUCACAACACAAUUCUUAACUUGAAAAAAAAUAAGGAAAUUCCUGUGAAUUUUAAGCUAUAGUGCCUCAACGUUUAAAAGUAGUACCUUAGACGAACAAAGUAAACACAAAUAAUUGAUUCCCCCCCCCCCCCC